This is a messenger RNA of Metschnikowia bicuspidata var. bicuspidata NRRL YB-4993, 2058 nucleotides long. RefSeq lists its product as uncharacterized. Gene Ontology annotation, molecular function: protein binding. NCBI's taxonomy places the organism in Eukaryota, Fungi, Ascomycota, Pichiomycetes, Serinales, Metschnikowiaceae. The record is from RefSeq and is a predicted model, not a curated record. The coding region runs from base 1 to 2058 and encodes 685 amino acids. The transcript is spliced from 2 exons.
AUGGGUGCCUUUGACCACGAGUCGUCCAUCUCAGGCGACGUCUAUGUGCAGCGGUUGGCCUCGUACAUCCGCCGCAACGAGGAGGCUCUUGCCAACGGCCUCCUCUGCUUCCUGAAGGAGCGCACGCGGGCCUCGGUCAAGCCGCUCCGCCCCAGCUUCUCCACACACCACCUCUACUACAUCACGGAGCGCAUCGCGUCGCUGCCGCUAGAAGUGGACGUGGGCCCGCUCAACGUCAAGCUCGACAGCCCGCACCACGAGCACACGUUCAUCCUGUUCAUGGCCAACAACGCGCGGUCGCAGCGCACGUUCGAGAGCGACGCGCGGUCCGUGUCGUCCAUCAGCUCCAUGAAGACCAUCGUUUCCAGUGCGCUGGUCUACUGGAUGUCGUUCUCUUUCAGCAAGGACCCGCGCGUGAUCCAGAAGGACGUCAAGUACUUGUACCUGUCGUUCACCAAGAUCCCGUGCUUGAUCUUGAGCCCGCACACCAAGAUCAACAGCGUGGCGGGCUACGAGGAGUACCCCUGCGACACGCUGGUGCCGCUCCAGAUGUUCAAGAACCUCCAGGUGCUCGAGUUGGUCGACUACGAGCCCAACGAGGUCUACGGCUGGCACACGCUCAGCGAGCACUUGCGCAUCCUCAUUGUGCGCAACUCCAAGAUGGCCUCGCUCGCCGACGUGCUCCACACCUUGGUCUCCGACGAUGAGCAUGGCCGCCUGUCCUUCAGCAUGCGGCGCCAGGCCCGAAGAGGCGACGAGCCGCCCGACCCCGCUGCGGCGGCCCCGUUCGCCGCGCCGCUCCGCAAACGAGCCAUGACCGCCACCUCCGUCUUCCCGGGCGCGGGCCGACAAGUGCCGCGCCUCGACAACAGGCUGGCGCUGGCUCUCGACAACACACUGCAUAUGCUGCAUAUGCUGCCGGGGCUGCUGGGCCGGCCCGCGUCCGCCGACCCCGCGCCGUUGCCGGCCAGCAAGUGGCUCCACAUGAAGCAGCUCACCGUCACCGAGAGCUCCAUCACGCAGAUCCCGGCUUACGUGUUCCGCCCGCUCUCCAACCUCGUCAAGCUCAACUUGGCCAAGAACUUGCUAGAGGACCUCCCGGGUGGGCUUGAGCACCUCCCGCACUUGAAGUACUUGAACCUCGCCGACAACUACAUCACGUCGCUCGAGAGGCUACCCCACAACUUGGCCCAGCUCGUCACCGUGAACUUGAACAACAACAAGAUCACGCACCUUGCCGGCGUGGAAGGCUUGCCCGCGCUCGAGAAAAUCGACUUGCGCCGCAACAUGUUGCGCGACUUGCUGCUGGUGCUUCCUCUCGUGAGACAGGCGGCCAAGCCCGACUCCAGACUCAACAAUGUCUUUGUGUCCAACAACAACUUGCAUCGCACCUACCGCGCAGACCUCUUCAAUUUGUUCAACGCGGCGAGGCCGAAAAACUCCAUCAAAAUAGACGACUCCAGACCCGGGUACUUCGAGAGGGCCAUGCUUCUCGACCCAGACUCGGCACGACGCUUUUUCGACAAGGUCAUGGGUCUGGAAGACAAGCUUGUCUCGACUUUUGCCGACAAAUCCAGCGAGCUGCACCCGGCAGCACCGAAAUCUUCACACAAGCAUAGCAAAUCGGCGGGCGACGUAUUGGAAUCGAUUGCGCUGCUCAACAUCCAGGACCUCGAGAACACAUUUGCCAACAGGAAGCACGCCAGUGUUAUGACCACAGCGUCCUCCACAUCCAGUACAACGUCUCCGGCAGCACCGGGGCUGAUGCCAGGGGACAGCGGCCCCGGAAGCCCGUCCGCGCGGCAGUUUUCCAAGACGAUCAAGCCCCUUCUCCCAAAUGCCAAUUUGUGCAACCAGCUGCACUACCUGACACCUAAAAUGCCACCCAUGGCACGGCAGUUGCUGUCUCCAAUGAUACACGCGCAUCUCAAUGGCCUGGCAUCCACACUCAAGAGCUCCAGCACGAUGGCUCGGAUUGAUAUCGAUUCAGCCCCACUAACAAACUUGGCCCCUAAUGUCAUCACGCCUGUGCAGGUACAAGUGGAGGGGUUCCAUUAG